UUUUCAUUUUGUGUUUUUGCGAGCAUAAAAAAACGAGAAGAAAGAAACAGAACAGAAAUAAAUAGUGUCGUAAAAUGAAAACGCACUUGGCUUAGCACAGAAGAAGCAUCUGCGAUAGUUUGUUGUUGUUGGUGGAUAGUGCGGAAUCGUUAAUUGGUAGUGCGACGUGCAAUAUCACGGGUGCUUUUGUGCAAUCCCACGCAAGGGCACGCAAGCGAACACUUGCAUCGCGUGCGAGGUGGCACUUCCUCGGGUGGUCCUCGGGUCACUUCGUCUGUGCGUCAGGUGCAGGAAGCGUAGAGGACAGGACCUCCUCCCAGGACUGAACGGCACCAUUUCCGCUGAAACUCAUUAGUAUCGCUUGUACGUUGUGCGACGUUCGUUUGUUAGUGUCGUUUGUUCGCCUUGAGUCGACAUCAUUACAUGUGUGAGGUGGAACGGAUGGGAAGAAUUGCACAAUUGAUUUUUCUUAACCACGAACCACGAAGGGCUGUCACCCACACGCCUGGGUGUGAAGCUUGAAAACAAACAUUAGCGACCGCAUUGGAAGGAUAAUUGGCAGAAGUUGAGGAAAGUUUUCGUAUUCUGCUAAGUACAAGCAAGCUCAAAGCAGUAAAAUCAAAUCGUGUUCUGUGAAGGCUGUAGAGCGAGUUCAUCAUGGAGGACAAACUGUUUACAAGCGUUGAAGAGGAGUGCCUGUAUUGGAAGGAGCGAUGCCUGAAGGUGUCGCAGGAACGGGACGAUGCGCAACGGGAGUUCGAUGACUUCACCACCGAGUCACAACAGCUGGAAGCUGAGCUAGAAAUGACGGUCGAGCAGCAGGAAAAGAAGAUUCGCGAUCUGAACCAGUUGGUGAAUCAGCUGCACAGCGAGAACGAAUCCUACAAGAGGAAGAUGCAAUACACGGAAAAUGAAACGAACAAAAUCGAUGCCGACUAUCGACAACUGGCGAAGGAGAAUGAAAAACUAAAGGUGUACAUCCGAGAACUUGAGCAGAAAAAUGACGAUCUCGAACGGGCAAACCGGGUAGCCAGUGAAAGUGUAGCGGAAUUCGAAUCGAUGUUAAACCAAGCGUACGAGAAAAAUGCGCUGCUUGAGCUGGAAGUAGACGAGAAAGAACGUAUGCAAAUCAAACUGCAGCGAUUAAUGGACGAGGCUCGUGAUUUGAAACAGGAACUAAAAGUUCGCACUCUGAAGCCGGAUGACGGUGAAAAGCUGGAAGAGGGCGAGAUGAGCGUAAGCCGAGAUGAACGAAACAAGCAGCUUGAUCCAUCGAAUGAAAGCACAUCCACAACAACGAUCGCCACAGCCGUAACGUCUGGGAUCGAUGCGCAGCAAAUGAAUAAUGUUUGUCUUGACGGUGGAACAGAUCCGACCGAAACGGCAUUAGCUGGCACAAAGUUAGAGACGCUUAAUAACAACCUUAACAGCAGUAAGCAGCGCAGUUCGUUCGGUUCCCCCAUGGUAAAACUAUCGGCGAGUAAACUGAAUGACUUUGGUCGUGAAACGUCCAUGGAACAGCAGGAGCCUGCUAAAACAAUGGAUGGGAUCGUAGGAGACAGUGUAAAGGCAGCACUCCUAUCUCCCGGCAGUCAGUUGAUAAUUGAACGAAAUGGAAACAACGCAUCGUCCACGGCACUUGUCCCUGGUGGUCUUGGCGGAAUAAAUGCUCCGAUGGCUCCAAGUGAUCGCGUUUCAACGCUCAAUAUCGUUGCCGAUCUGUUGCGACGGCUAGAUAACAUGGAGGCUAAGUUAAAGGCAUGGAAAAUACGUAAACCCUCAUCACGCGCAGGGCCGGGCAGCGCCGGUACGAUGACCAGCAAUCGGACAUCACUACACACCAGUAAUACCAUCUCGAAUCUGCAUCACAGCAGCGGCACGGGUGGGUUGAUGAACAGUAAUCACCAAAACCACCAGCAUCAUAACCAUAGUAACCAUCAGUACCAAAGCCACCACCACACAGACAGCAAUCUCUCGCUCAAUUCGGUUGGAUCUGCAGAAGGUAUGUUGUUGUUAACUUCACCCGUCAACUGUUGCGGCACUGGAAGCAGCAGUACCAUCGGCGGUAACGUGCAGCUACACUCGUACCAACCCAGCACCAUCACCAUCGGCACGCAGACAUCCCAGCAUCUGCCCGCAUCAUCGUUGGCAGCAAAAACGGAACUGUUGCGUACGAACAAGUAAUGGUACGGUGGAAACCAGUUGUUUCGAGCCCUCUGAAACCCACCCGUGCACAAUACCGCCGGACGGAGAUUGUGUUGGCACACAAAAUGACGGCAUAAAUGUUCGUAACAUCUGUUAUUGCCUAUUCGAACAUUCUCUUUAGCAACCAGCGCUUAAAAUAACGAUAGUUCUUUGCAAGGGAUCGGGAGCACCGAUAGACACUGGUGACAAAAGUGAUUUAAUUUAAAUUUACCAGUUUUUUAUGUUACGUCGUCCCCAUCCGAGCGUGGUAAUGAACUUUUUUUGUUGUAAUAGUCAGUCUGCUGGUAUGUAAGUUGGUUUUAAAAGUAAUUCGUCGGUUCCGUGUUUUUUAAGUAAUCUCUUCAUCGGUUGUACAUAUUAACCAUAACGUAUGAUGAAGAUGAACACCGGUGUGCAAAACAAACAGGUAUAGAUGGCCACCAGGGCUCUGGUGUAAGAUUUGUCUAAUGUAAUGAUUUGUAUUUUCCCUAUUCUCAUUAGAAUUAUCUAUUUAUGAUAUUUAUGGGAGAAUGGCACCUGUGUGGAAUUGUGCUGAUGUGUGUAGCUUUUCGUUUUGUUUUAAUUAACUGGAGAGAUGUUUGAUAAGAAAUUCCUCCACUAUUGUGAAGAUAAACUAUUUUUGAAUUGUAAAAUGAGUUUUGGAAUCGUUGAUCGUUUUCAAAAUGUCAAAUGCUUACUGUGCUAUCAAAAUACCGACAAAAACUACAAUAGUUAGAGGAAUUAGUUAAUGAUUUGGUAUAUCACCAAGCUCGAAUGGACCACAUCGCUUAUUCUGCGGUAAAUUGAACAAAAAGCGCUGAAUCUAUCAUACUUGGUGACACUCAAUUGUACUGCUUAAAGUGGCGCAACAGUGAUUGAAAUAAUAUUCGUUUAGCUGACGCUUGCCCGUUUUUAACAGCAAAAUGAAGGCGAACAUACCGAUUUUAAAAUCAAUCGAAUUGGAAGCUUUCCAUCACUUAAACGUACUGAUGCCCAAAAAACUAGUUGAUUGUAAUUAAAGGAUCGUCUCAUUUACAAAAAUUUGUCCUUUUUUCAGUGUACGGUUAAAUUCGCCCUGAUCGGUAUACCACGAAUUUGUAAGUAGGUUUGAAUAUUAUAGAAAGUACGAAAAGAACGAAAAGGAUACAGAAGUUUAUUUCAUAAAUGUAUAGAUAAAAUUGUGUCUGCUAUUAGCAAGGGCGAACGAGCAAUAUAGCCCCAACUUAAGGAUAGAGAACAAGGACAGAAAAAAAUUGAAACCAUUACGGCGCUACUAACCUAAACUCCAAACUGUUUGGCAAUGUUAUAAUAUGAACUACAUUCUGCAAUACAAUGGACAAAUAUUUCACCCAUUAUGUGCUCAGAGCUAAAAACAUGAUGGUGUACCACUUUAGUAAGAGAAAUAGGGAUUGGAAAAUAAACUACCCGCUGGUAUGCGUAUAAAAGAAAAACUUUAGGGCAACGUAACCGUACAAAUUGGGUUAGAAAAAGUGAGCUUGUGUAAUUUGAAGUUAGACAAACAAAGAAAGCUAACAAAAAGGCAUCAUGUAAAACAAAACGAAACAAAAACAUUGGUAAUAGGAACAGAGUAACGCAAACAAAAAACCUAGCAAGGAAAGUGAUCAAGACUAACGCAUAAUAAAGGCUAUAUUUAUUCAAAUGGUACAUGAAUAACAAUAGUAA
Molecule: messenger RNA, 3867 nt
Organism: Anopheles moucheti
Lineage: Eukaryota; Metazoa; Arthropoda; Insecta; Diptera; Culicidae
Gene: nudE
Product: nuclear distribution protein nudE-like 1-B
Exons: 2
Coding region: 658-2184 (508 amino acids)
Biological process (GO): vesicle transport along microtubule; chromosome segregation; centrosome localization
Cellular component (GO): centrosome; kinesin complex; kinetochore
Molecular function (GO): microtubule binding
Source: RefSeq, a predicted model, not a curated record